AUGCGUCUACUCUGUCAUAUUGCGGUGUGCUUUUUCGUCCUUCUGCCAUGCGCGAGUGCUGCAUCAACAGCCACGGGCGGCAUACAGAAGAACGCUGUAGCUUGGAACGUGUCCGACGGUUCGCCUCGUCUGGAGACGACCGAAGCUGACGAGCCAACUCGCUUGCAGCCGCAAGACUCAGUGGCCGACAAGAACGACGGCAAACACCGGGAACAAGAGGACAGAGGGAUCAACGAGCCCUGGAUGUCCGACGCAGGACAUUUGUUGUUAGAAGCGGACGAGCUGCUGUUGACGCAACAACCACACUUAAAGGGAGCGCUCGCGCGUCUCAUGCUUAAGAAGGAGAUAGAAACGUCCGAUGCUCGUGCAAAUCUGAUACAAUGGAUUCCCAAGUCGCACAUGCCUGGCCCCGUCGAAGCGUAUCCAGCUGCUUCCCUUUCCGUCUUGAUGAAGAAUGGAAGAGGAGGAGAAGUGGCGGAAGUUUUCCUCUGGCUUCGAGGCUUCGAGCACCGGAAAGACUUUGCGGACAUGUGCCAACGGACCCUACUCACUCAAUACCCUGAGGCUUGGCCACUGGUAUCUGAGGUGUGGCUUAAGUCAAGCUUGAGCCCCACAGAAGCUUACCGCAUGAUGCUUUCCUCACCUCCUUUGGCCGCAAUGAACGAGCCGCAUGACUGGUUUGUUUUCUGUCGCACUAUGGCUCGUUGGAUGGAUUAUCUUUACCAAUACCGAUCUCUGGGUCACGACUACAGCGACAGCCAAGUGGUUCAAGUGUUAGCGGACAAGAAUACAGGAGUAUUGAAAACAUUCUUUGAUUGGGUCGGGACGGUUCCGAGCGCAAAGGACGACGCAGACCGGAUGCAAAGAAGCCUAGAGUCGCUACCGACGCUCAACCGAUGGAUCGAGUCGAAAGUGAGCCCUGAUCAGGCUUACUGGCAGUCGCCCAAGUUAGUGAACUUCAGACUUGAUGCUUCUGAUGGAGAAGCGUCAGAUUGGGCGGCCUUUUUGUCUGAGUUUGAGCAUUGGCUCACAUUUAUCGACGUGUAUCGAUCUCGAAGUAACGUCUUCACCGACAAUCACAUUGUCGAAGUGAUGAAGAACGGUGGAAGAAAAAACGGUGCACUGAAGAACAGUCUAGUGAAUAACGAGUUGGUGAAGAUCUUCCAGAAGCUUCGAGACGUUCCUGGAAUGAAGAAUCGCGCAGACAGCCUUCAAAGAUGCCUGCUUUCUGAUCAAAAAAUACUGAAGGAGCAUGAAAGUAUUCAUAAAGUUUGGCUGGAUUCAAUGGUGCAUCCUACCGAACUCUACCGUAUUCUGUUUGGUCCAGCGACGACAAGCAACAUGCAAGCUGCUGUGUGGAAUCCAGAGUGGAAGCUGAUUCGUAGCAAGCUCAAAUUUUGGGUCUGGUAUGGCGUCAAGUACCAAUCCCGAUUCGGAGGCUUUGACAAUGACCAAGUCGUUGACGUGUUGAAGCUCAACCGACAUGAGCAAGACAUAUUGUAUUUUUUCAAUUGGCUUCAAUCGAGACGAGGCAUGGAAGAACGCGCAGAGUACAUGCAACGACGUAUGCUUUGGAUUUCGCACAAUAAACUUGCAACUUUUGAAAUGAUGAGCAAGGUGUGGCUGGGGUUUUUGGUGGGUCCUACGGAAGUUCUCCGCAUCAUGCUUCCUCCAGCGACGGGACAUCAUGUGGCGGCUGCUGAUCGGAUGGCAGACUGGCCCGCCAUUUUUACAACGCUCGAACUUUGGUUCAAGUAUGGCGCUAGGUACGGACGUCUUAAUAAAGGCUUCGAAGAUGCUACGGCCGUUGACACAUUGAGGCGCAACAGAGAUGAGGACGAGGUGGUGUAUUUUCUCACUUCGUUUCGAACGAGACAAGACAUGCAGAGUCGCUCAGACCUCAUGCUAACACGUAUGAUUUUGGGGUCGCAACAUCAAUCCGAAACUUUGAGGCUAAUGUUCGAAGCGUGGCUUCAGUCAAGUGUGAGUCCUGUCGAAGUGUACCACAUAAUGGUGUCUUCAUCGAAGCUACGCAGCGGGGCAACUGCUAGUGGGUCUAUGGGACAGCCUGACAUCUAUUUUUUACUCAAGGAGUGGCUUAAGUACGUUAGAUUGUACCGAUCUGUCUUCGUGACAUUCGACGACGUUCAAGUCGUUAUCGUGUUGAGGCACAACGAAGGAUAUGACGGGGCAAGGCGUUUUCUCACUAGACUUCGAGGCGACCCUGAUUUGGGGGCCGAAGCCGACACCCUGCUUCAGCUUCUGAAAGGUCGGCCUCAUUCGACAGUCUGGAACUGA
Messenger RNA from Hyaloperonospora brassicae, 2298 nucleotides. The record is from the annotation of a GenBank genome assembly. NCBI's taxonomy places the organism in Eukaryota, Oomycota, Peronosporomycetes, Peronosporales, Peronosporaceae.